CAGCGAGAAGGAAUUCGUCGAGAGGAACAUGACCUUUCACCUCAACAUGAGUCAGCUGCUCCCGGGACGCUACAACCUGAGCGUCGAGACCUACACGAGACCGGACUCCCCCUCGAACAAGUCCUUGGAGGCUGUCAUCUUCGUCGUGGAGGGAGGACCAGACACGCCCUUGCACCUGAAGCUCCUGGCAGUUGCUCUCCUGGUGGGCGUGGUCCUCGUGGUGGUGCUGGCUCUCGUCACCAGAGUCUGCACCAAGCCGGAUGAGAAGAUUGUGACGACUCUGAAUCCGAUAUAUGCGCAGGAGUCAGGACUUCCGGCGUGGAUCCAGCACGUCUACGACAUCAUAGGAGGUCAGGAUAUCAUUGACUCCUCUGACCUGCACGUAGAAGAAGGACCUCCUCUCGGGGAAGGGAAGUUCGGGCUGGUCCUCAACGGCCGCCUGCGCCUCGAGGCCAAGAAUAUCCCGGUGGCCGUGAAGCAGGUGACGGAUUUCCAAGCCAGGGAGGACAUCCUGCAGGAGGCCAAGUUGAUGCUCAAACUCAACUGCUACCACCUGGUGCGAGCGUAUGGAGUCGUGCCAAGAGCCACCCACAUCCUGCUCGUGAUGGAAUACAUGAACUGCGGGGACUUGCUGAGGUACAUCAGGUCACGGAAACCCCCGGAUGACGAUAUCUUAUCUGUGAUCACCAUUGAUCAUGUGUGCGCCAUGGCCGUGCAGAUAGCGGACGGCAUGGCAUACCUGGCCAGCCGCAAGAUCGUGCACAGGGACCUCGCCGCCCGCAACUGCCUCAUCAACGACAACAUGAACAUCAAGAUCUCAGACUUUGGCAUGGCGAGACUAACCGAUAACGACUAUUACAGGAUACGCGAGAGCAAGUACUUCCCCGUGCGGUGGCUUCCCCCCGAGUACCACCUGAAGUUCACGAGCCAGAGCGACGUCUGGAGCUACGGCAUCGUCCUGUGGGAGAUCCUGUCAGGAGGAGCGCGGCCCUAUGAGCACCUGACGAAUGACAACGACGUCCUGCAGCAGGUGCGUCGCGGAUACACCCUGGAGACCCACAUCCCCAAGGGCACGCCGUCAUUCCUGGCGAAGAUCCUGAUCAGCUGUUGGCGUUACAAGGGCAGCACGAGGCCGUACUUCCCGCAGCUGGUGGCGGCUCUUCUGCCAAGCACGUCUCCUUGCUUCAUUCAGCACUUCAGAAUGGUGUCCUUCUACCACACAGCGGACGGCCAGGAGUACAAGCGUCAGUUAGAGACCCAGCAGGACGUGGACGAGGAUAGUGACAUCACUUCACCCCUCAAUGAGUCAUCACCUUUACCCUUCUGUCACCCUAUCAGACAAGACGGCCCUCCACUCCCUCCCAGGCCACUCACGGGCACGAGGUGGCGGCCCUCGUUUCGCUUCCGAGGGGCAACAGUGCCAAGGUACACUCAGCAGCCGACUCACUUGUCUGUCACCGAUCUCGAGAGCCUCACCUUGAGCCAGCAGGUUCUUCCCUCAAACAGGGAGGGGGACGCCACUUCCCCUUCUCGGAACGUUACUUCGACACUUGUGGACCUGACCACGUCCAAGUCCCAGGAAGAGAGUGUCAGAGAGAACGUGAAGACGAGCCCGUUCCACAGUUCAGAGACGGACGUAGUGGCGAUGAACACGCACACGCUAAAAGCUCUGCAUACACCACUAGCUGCAACUACGGCCAAUCCCAGUAACGUGGUUGUUCAGUUGAACAGUCGCGGUUCAACUUCCACUUCCAUUGCCUCUUCCACUGACCUUCCAGGUAGUCCAAGGAAGCUGGAAAUUACUCUUCCCAACUUCAAGUGUUCAAAAAGGAUGCCCGAUAUCAAGCCUUCCCCGUGUUAAUAUGCCAUAAAACUUGAAAGCUCAAUACAAUGCCUCAUUAUAUAUAAUUAUUCUAAGGAUUAUUGCCGUUGUUUGCUGUAGUACAAGUGUUGUAGUAUAUAGAAUUGAUAGAUUAUUUGAUAAUGUGUAUGUACAACUUCACUCUUCAAGGCACCUUGUCUGUCAGCAUAUAAUGUACGUGCCUUUCAGAUGGUUAUAUUGCACUGGAGCAUUUGGGUUACAGUAUUAUAACUGACAACAAAUUUUCCAAUUUACAAAUUGACACAGAUUGCGUAUAUCAAUUUGACAUGUAAAAAUUGUUAUAUAUGUAUAUUUGAAUCCAACAAUACUUUUUGACAGAAAAAUUGAAGACUAAACGCUGCCUCAUAUGUAAGAAGAAUGAGUAACAUACAUGACAUGGUUCGAACGUAAACAUAAAGUAUGAAAGGAACUUGUGCAUGGUUUAUAUUUAUACUAUAGUUGACAGAAGACCCAUUCAAAAGACGGGAUGAAUAAAGGGGGCUGCCCUUUACAUGUUUUGUAUUGUUGAAUAUAGGAGAUUGCGGAAAGAUAGGGGAUGAGAAAUCUAUAGUUUUGUACGAUCUGAGAAUAAUCUAUUAUCUAAUUGUCUAAUUACAUGUUCAUAAGCUGAUGCUGAAUACCAUGACGUGUAGAUGAACACUUUCUAACUGUAUAAAAGCAUAAUGUUAAUCUUGUAAGUAAAUUGUGUUUUGACAAUGGACGGUCCGGUAUUUUUAUUUUAUAUAAUCUGAUCUACAGACCUUUACUUAAAGUGUAUGACCAACUUCAGUCGAUAAACAGUUUUUUUUUUUCUUUUGACUUUGUAUAAAAUGUGUGUAUGAUUUAUUAUAUAUGUAAAAUUAAUGGAUCUCAUUUAUGUUUACUUUCAGGAUGGUUAUCAAAGUUAGUUGCUUGUAGAAUAU
Messenger RNA from Penaeus vannamei (Pacific white shrimp), 2784 nucleotides. The record is from RefSeq and is a predicted model, not a curated record. NCBI's taxonomy places the organism in Eukaryota, Metazoa, Arthropoda, Malacostraca, Decapoda, Penaeidae.